Camellia sinensis is the source of this 2068-nucleotide messenger RNA. The record is from RefSeq and is a predicted model, not a curated record. NCBI's taxonomy places the organism in Eukaryota, Viridiplantae, Streptophyta, Magnoliopsida, Ericales, Theaceae.
UCUCUCUCCCUGCCAUGGCUUCAACUUCAGCACCAAUUCACUCAAUCAACGACACUCCCACCAACGACAGUAGUAAUCCUGCUUCCUCAUCUUAUUUUCAAAAAACAGUUUGUUUGCAUGAUUGGUGGUUGAUUAUGGCUGAAAAUGAUUUCCAAGGGAAGAGACUUGCCGUUGCUGGGCUGACCUCUCGAGAGCAACAAGCUGUGCGAGUGUUCUCCUCUGCACCAAUUCUUAAGAGAUAUGAUGUUUUCACUCUUGAGACAGUUGAUGGGAUAUUUGUUCUCAUCAAAGGCUUCAUAAACAAGGAUCGCACAAAAGAAAAUGGAUUUCCCUCUGAGGUGUUCAAUCAUUUUGUAUUUGGUUUCCCUCCUUUCUGGGAGGAAUAUGCUGAGAAGUGCUUGGGGGAAGGAUUUAGCAAUGAGGAUGUUUCAAGAAGCACCUCGGAUCAUGACAAGUUAUCCACAGAUUCAGGUAUUACUGAUUUUAGUGAAGAAACUCCAAACAGAAAUAAAAAGGGCGUCAGUGGGGAAAGGCAUGAUAGCGGUGACAAAAUGGAUUUGAGUUCAGAAGACUCUGGAAAUAUGUUCUCAACAAAGAAACAACAUAAACUCCAAGAUGGUGCUUCUAAUGAGUCUUCAGUUGAAGAUCCAAAAAUAUGCUCUUCUCAAGUAGUGUCCGAGAUGAACAUUGGCAGUGCUUCAACUGGUUUCGACCUGCAAAAUGAUGUAACUGACUCAUUUAAUGGCGUUGAAGAUGAAUUUCAUGUCAACAUUGGUUCAGGAAUCUCUAAUGGUGGCAGCAAAGGUACUGUAGAAAGAUUUCCUUUGACAUCAAAAAUUGUGGUUCAUCCAGGUUCCACAGCAGGUCCAGUAAACAGGGAUGUUUGUGAUGUGGAAAGUGAUACCAUAGACCCUCCUUUAUCAUUUCAUUCUGAUAGGAAUACUGUCAAUUCAUUUGAGGUUGACAUUGCAGUGCAACCGAAACAUGUAGGCAGUUGUGUGGCAAUAUCUUGUGAGAGGAAAGACCUAUCAAAAAGUGAUGGGAAAGGGAAGAAAAGGACGAGGGGUGAGUCAGAAAGAGAAGGAUCAGACAACCUUAUCAUUUUGAAUGAUAAUGUCAAUUUGGAUGUUGCAUCAAUAGAAUCUCCAUUACGAAAAAGAACCAAUGUGUCCAAAGUUCAUAGGUGUAAAUACACAAAGGCUGUGCCUUUGGAGACUUCAGGUAUGAACCUGAAAUCAUCGGCUGAAAGGUCAGAGAGUCCAAGAACGAAUUACAAAGAUGAGGAGAAGGUUAUGUUGGGAAAUGUAAGUGCAAACCUUUCUACAAUUAAAUUAUCCCUAAACCCUGAAGCUGGAAAGCAAAGGAAGAAGACGAACAAGGCACUGAAGUCUUCCAUUGGGCUUGGUGAUGCAAACCUGAAAGAAGACUUGGAAAUUGGAGUCAGCAAGAAAGAAACUAAUGAUAAAAAAGCAAGCAAAUCUAGUGGGAAAACCAAAAGAAAAUUGACAUAUGAAAGUCCUGUAAGCCAGGGAGGAACAGAGAAAGCAUCUUUUAUUUCUCCAGAAUCUUUGAGUUUUAAAAGAUCUAGAUCAGGAAGACUACUUCUACCCACCCUACAAUUCUGGCGCAAUCAAAUGCCGAUUUAUGAUAAGGAUCGUCAAAUUACUGGAAUUCGAGAAGGGGAAGGCCUUCGCGGUGUAGAACCAUCUAGAGGAAGUAGAUCUGAACCUCAAAGAUAAGCUUGUUGCAGAAUCUUCCCCAUGAAAGAUUGAUAAAGAAAAUGAAGAUACGGCAUCCAAAGGAGAUGAAGUCGAUACCUAGAUCACUGGGGGUGCAUGUAUUUGUAUGGGGUCUCAUGUAGUAUGUAUUUGUACAAAAUAACCUUUUAUUUUUCUUUCCUUCUUUUUUUGUAUUUGUAUGGGGUCUCAUGUAUUUGUAUUUGUAUAGUAUUAGUUUUUAUAAUGAAGCCUAUUCAGUCAAGAAAUGGUUUUCAAUUGACUUGUAAUUUUUUUUGUUUCAAUUUCGAAGCACAAGAAAUUUUAUAUAGGUCAAUACUUGCUAUCAUUUA